CUCCCUUCUUGGUGAUUUCUUCCCUUCCCGCGGAUCCUCCUCGUCCUCACCUCGUCUGCCAGCACGAACCAUCCAACCUCCCGACAUCCUGCAUCGACGCUUCGCUCGCGUGCUGGCCUCCCUUCCCCAGCAUGUCAUCCUCGGACAGCCCAAAAGUGACAGAAAACAAAGCUGACAAAGACCAUGAUAACGAAGAGACAGGAGGAUUCUUGGGCAAGGUUAAGGAUUUCAUCCAAGACAUUGGUGAAAAGAUUGAAGAAGCAGUUGGCUUUGGAAAGCCUACCGCCGACGUUACUGGAAUCCACAUACCUCAGGUCAGCCUUGAGAAGAUAGAGUUGAUCGCUGACGUACUCAUAGCAAACCCAAACCCUGUCCCUAUCCCUCUAGUCGACAUAGAGUACCUGAUUGAAAGCGAAGGGAGGAAGCUCGUCUCUGGAACAAUCCCGGACUCUGGAACCAUUCAAGCCCAUGGGUCAGAGACUGUAAAAAUCCCAGUGAUGCUCAUCUAUGAAGACAUCAAGAGCACAUACGGUGAUAUCAAGCCCGGGAGCAUCAUCCCUUACACGGUCAAAGUUGUCCUCCACAUAGACGUCCCGGUAAUCGGCAGGAUCUCGAUACCUCUUGAGAAAACCGGUGAGAUCCCAGUGCCUUACAGACCAGACGUGGAUAUCAGCAAGAUCAAGUUUGAGCAGUUCUCUUUUGAGGAGGCAACCGCGACGCUCCAUCUGAAUCUCGACAACAAGAAUGACUUCGACUUGGGGCUGAACUCGAUGGAUUACGAGGUGUGGCUCUCCAACAUUAGCAUUGCUUCUGCUGAGAUGAAAGAGUCCGCGAACAUCAAGAAGCAGGAAGUAACAACUAUGAACUUGCCCAUCAGUUUCAGGCCUAAGGAUUUUGGGUCUGCUAUGUGGGAUAUGAUAAGGGGAAGGGGCACUGGUUACACCAUAAAGGGGAAUAUUGAUGUGAACACUCCCUUUGGACACAUGAAAAUACCUAUAAGCAGAGAGGGUGGAAUUACUCGCCUGAAGAAGGGAGAUGAUGACGAUGAUAAUGACGAGGACGAGAAGUGAGGAGAAUGGACUUUUUUUCCCGAGCUUCUGUGUGUUGAUGUAACCUGCUCUUCUUGACGCUUCCUGAGUGUUUGAUUAAGAAGUACUCAAGAAUCAAGAACAUAUGAUUAACAUUUAAAUAAUGCAAGGAUAUCUAUUGUAGAGUUUGUUUACUCAUAGUUUUGGUGUCAUUUUGAUCGACGAUGUUAUGCGAUUUUUCUAUUCCCACUUAUACGGUUAGUAGAUCUUCGUUAUGUAUGUAAAAUGACCAUUUUACUCAUGUAUGAUUGUUUACUUUAAUUCUCUAUGCCAUCAUAA
Molecule: messenger RNA, 1367 nt
Organism: Brachypodium distachyon (stiff brome)
Lineage: Eukaryota; Viridiplantae; Streptophyta; Magnoliopsida; Poales; Poaceae
Product: desiccation-related protein At2g46140
Exons: 3
Coding region: 132-1070 (312 amino acids)
Biological process (GO): response to desiccation
Cellular component (GO): cytosol
Source: RefSeq, a predicted model, not a curated record